Petromyzon marinus (sea lamprey) is the source of this 4132-nucleotide messenger RNA. RefSeq names its product gamma-aminobutyric acid receptor subunit beta-3-like. Gene Ontology annotation, molecular function: extracellular ligand-gated monoatomic ion channel activity; GABA-A receptor activity. Gene Ontology annotation, biological process: monoatomic ion transmembrane transport. NCBI's taxonomy places the organism in Eukaryota, Metazoa, Chordata, Hyperoartia, Petromyzontiformes, Petromyzontidae. The record is from RefSeq and is a predicted model, not a curated record. Gene Ontology annotation, cellular component: membrane.
AGGCGACACAGGAGGAGGAGGAGGUCGCGGGGUUCGGGUGCGAGCCGUGAUGGGGCGAGGAAGCCGCGCGUGGAGCUGCCUGGACGGGCCACUCACCACGGUUCUACUCGUGGCUGCGUGCGGGACUCUGAGCGUGAGUCCCAGGAACGUGUCCGUGGUGAAGAACACCGUGGACAAGCUGCUCAAGGGUUACGACAUUCGGCUGCGACCCGACUUUGGCGGGACGCCCGUGGCUGUGGGAAUGAACAUUGACAUCGCGAGCAUUGAUAUGGUGUCCGAGGUGAACAUGGACUACACCAUCACCAUGUACUUCCAACAGUACUGGCAGGACAAGCGCCUCUCCUACACGGACAUUCCUCUCAACCUCACGCUCGAUAACCGCGUGGCUGACCAGCUCUGGGUGCCCGACACCUAUUUCCUAAACGACAAGAAGUCGUUUGUGCACGUGGUGACAGUGAAGAACCGCAUGAUCCGCCUGCACCCCGACGGCACGGUACUCUACGGCCUCAGAAUCACCACCACGGCGGCCUGCAUGAUGGAUCUGCGGCGAUACCCCCUCGAUGAACAGAACUGUACCUUGGAGAUCGAGAGCUACGGCUACACCACGGAAGACAUUAAAUUCUACUGGCGAGGAGGCGACACGGCCAUCACGGGCGUGGGGGAGAUUAAGCUGCCUCAGUUUACCAUUGUCAAGCACAACCAGGUGUCGCGCAACGUGCAGUUCGCCACCGGCUCCUACCCUCGGCUGUCCCUGAGUUUCCGCUUGAAGAGAAACAUUGGCUACUUCAUCCUGCAGACAUACAUGCCGACGAUCCUCAUCACUAUCCUCUCCUGGGUCUCCUUCUGGAUCAACUACGACGCGUCCGCCGCACGUGUCGCUCUGGGCGUCACCACGGUGCUCACCAUGACCACCAUCAGUACUCACCUGCGCGAGACGCUGCCCAAGAUCCCAUACGUCAAGGCCAUCGAUAUCUACCUCAUGGGCUGCUUCUGCUUCGUCUUCCUGGCGCUGCUUGAGUACGCCGCCGUCAACUAUCUGUUCUUCGGCCGCGGGCCUCAGCGCGCCAAGAAGGCGGCCGAGAGGAUCGCUCGAGCCAACAAUGAGAAGCCGCGGGCCGCCGACACCAGCAAGGUGGAUGCCCACGGUAACAUCCUGCUUACGAGUCUGGAGAUCCGCAACGAGAUGGGUGGCCCAGGUGGGGAGGGCGUGUGCGACGUGCGAGCCGCCGGCCUCUCCCUGGACCGCCCGGGCCUCGCGGGCGACAUGCGGGGCAUGGGGCUGGGCCUGGGCUACCCGGGCCUGCCGAGCGACAUGCGCAACACCCCGCUGGGUCUCAGCCACUCAGCGCUCGUGGGGGAAUCCCGCAGUUCCCCGCUUGGCUAUGGCCACCCCGGCCUCCCCGGGGACCCGCGUGCGACCGGCCUGGGCCUCGACCACCACCACCACCACCCCGGCGUGCAGCUGCGCAAGCCGGUGCAGGGAGGCGGCGAGACGCUGGAGCGGGCGGCCCGUGGCGAGCGGGGCCGCGGGACGCUGCAGCGUGGCCAGGGUGGCGCUAAGAAGACGCGGCUGCAGCGCCGCACCUCGCAGCUCAAGAUCAAGAUUCCGGAUCUGAGCAACGUCAACGCCAUCGACAAGUGGUCGCGCGUGAUCUUCCCCGUGACCUUCGGGUUCUUCAACGCGGUCUACUGGCUCUACUAUGUGCAGUGACGGGGCGGGCGGGCGGGCGGGCCGCGCGGCGCUGCCGCUGGCUGCACUGACGAGGUCUGUCAAGCCGAGCAUACCUUUUUGGCAGAUGGUUAGAACAUGCGGCGAGUCACAUGGAUACAUCGAGUCACCUAGGGACACGACGCGAGCGAGCGAGUACUGUCUGCUCAUGCAUGUCUGUCCCACUCGCACACAGCCCUUUGAAAACGGAAACCUCCCAAGCAGAAAAUACGUGUUUUUUCCAUAGAAGCAAAUUAGUUACGACACGGUAAUCUCCUGCUCUAACUCCAGAAUAUGAUUAAACGUCAAUGGGAAACGGUGACAUUUAACCACAAAAUACACAAUGUAUAUACUGCAUCUUUGGUUGCUUAUACAAUAUUCACCAUUUACCAUGUCGUGCCCCUACACCACCGUAUCGUGCCAUUUAUGUUAAACGUUUAUAGAAACAAAUCCCAUGGCGGGGGAUUCAGGAACGUUGUCUCUCCACUCCGCACGGGGUCUGAGACACACUUUCCUGCUCUUUGACUCAACCCGGGCAACACGUUUUUCGUACAGGUGGACAAACCAACCUCACAGCGACGAGUGUUGUUCCCCACGACGAGUUCUUCUCGAGAAAGAGUCCCGUCAUCACGAAACAUCGAUGUUUCCCAGUGCAGCAAGAAAUGCUUUGAAUCUGUGUUAGAGGCUGCCACGUGCAUUUGCUAUGGUUACACCGGCGGCAGCAGCAGCAACCGCACUGCUUGGUCCAACGCUGCUGUCACAGGCAGUCCGUGGUUGCACACAGCUGGCGUUGUUUAACCGUGGGAAGUGACUCGAUUCGUAAUCACUCGGGGAGCACCUCUCACCACUAAUAUUGGUGUUUUUUUAAGCAUUUAUGUGCCGUGUACUUUUUAGGGCUAUUUCUGAGUAAGAUGCACUGUUUGAUAUGAUGCAGUACAAGGGGGUUAACCAUCUGGGCUUCAAAUGAACCCCGCUUUUCCCCCAGUCCUGUGUUUAAGUGUCCCUAGUCUGUGUAAUCUAUGAACGCAUACCCAUGUAGACAACUCAUAGAAGAUACUUUACAUUUAAUUUCAAAUACUGUGGUGUAAACGUAUUAGCCAUCAUAUUACCACAUUAUCGACGGCUCAAUGAAACGAUGAGGUGUUUUUAACCAUGCGGUAGAGCAAGCUGUACCGUGUCUGAAGUUUUUGUAACGUUCGAGAGACGUGCUGGACAGGGUGUGAGACUGGGGAGCGAUGGGAGUGGAGGUGGCGAGUUCCGAGUAAUCGGACCCAGGCGUAGAUCAUGGGAAACAUCCCACAUGGCUGAGCACACGCUGGGAGAUGUAUGGGCGAGGGUGAGAGACGUGGAAGGGAUGCAGCAUCUCCCGUGAGCAGUGACUUCUUGCAUUGUUCACCCAGUUUGUUCUGGUGGUGGAUCCAAAGGGGGCAAUGGGCCAGAUGCUCCCCACUUUGCUCCCAUUGAGACCUGAAAAUUUGGUAUUUUAUUGAUAUUUGCCAGCGAAAAAGUAUUAAUUUUUAUUCAUAUUAUGUUCAUCUACCCAGGAAGCUUGAUCGAGUCUCAAGACUCUUUUUCAGGAGGGUCCUGCCAGGUUUUCGCAGUCGUGGGCGACAAUGCAAUGUCUAAUCCCAGUUGAGUCAUUUGCAGGGCUUGUUUCAGCAUUGGGAUGUUUGGUCAGGGCCCUGUUUUAAAAGCUUUAAGUUUUGGGACCAUCCCCUCACCUCCUGGGAGGUUUCUCGAAGCGGCUCUGGUUCAUUCUGCGAUCUGGCCUCGUUCCGUUUUCGUGACAGAACGAGAGGAGCUCUUUAAUGCCGAGGUGCACGUGCAUUUGAAACGUGCUCUGCUGCGUUGGGCACACUCCCCGCAAGUCCGAUUCUGUGCACUCAUCCUCUCCACCGAUUGAGUCGACAGCCACGGCGCUCGCUGCUCCCCGAUCAUGCCACGAGAGGGACCGCGAUCUCCCGGCAUCGCGCCUUUGGCCCCACGAGCCGAGGCCAACGAACCUCUCGUAUUUUAUAUUUUUAAGUGUGUAGACUUGGCUUGCGAUGUAAACACAAAGCGGAUCAAACGGACGCCCCCGCCACCAUCGUAGCAUGGAGCACGGGUAGAGGGAACUGUGGACGAGGGAGGCAGUGGCUUGCUGAAGGGUGGUGAGGGGCGGAGGGGGCACUGUGGCUUUGUGGGGGGUGGGGGGGUAUCAGUGGACGACGUCGUCACGAGUUCACGCCUUGUGCGCGCGUGUGUAUUUACCGUACUCGUAUGUCCCAUGUAACAGGUGAACUAUGACUAUAAUAAAGGUAUAAUACUGUAUCGAUAAAGCACACUGGAAGAAAUCCAAGUACACUAUGAAAUGUUUUGCAGAGUGAGGCCAGAAUCAAAUGUACAUUGUCCUGUGUUGCAUUAAACCUCUUAGAUGACCCUUAA